This is a messenger RNA of Ictalurus furcatus (blue catfish), 1036 nucleotides long. RefSeq names its product hemicentin-1-like. Lineage: Eukaryota; Metazoa; Chordata; Actinopteri; Siluriformes; Ictaluridae. Bases 102 to 431 code for a protein of 109 amino acids. The record is from RefSeq and is a predicted model, not a curated record. The transcript is spliced from 3 exons.
CACACACACACACACACAAGCACUGAUAUGUGUGUGUGUGUGAUUUUCCCUGCCCCUCUUGGUCAGGCUUCAGUGUGGAUGAAGCGGGUCGGAGUUUGCUGAUGAUUGGGAAUGUAACAGUGAGGGAUUCGGGAUUGUACAUGUGUACAGCGGAGAUCAGCGUCGGCUCUGUUCGAGCGUUAGCAUUCCUCCAUAUCACAGAGCCUCCAGUUCUGAAAGUAGAUGGCCAUGUGUCUCAGUUUGUCCCUCAUGGUGCUGUAAUUGUGUUGGAUUGUUCUGUUAGAGGAACUUCAGCUCCGGUGUUGUGCUGGUUUAAAGAUGGCCACCUGCUGCAGGUCACUGAGCGUCUUCAUCUAACAGCUCUCCAACAGCUCUCUCAUUCUGUACAGCGCCAUGAGCAGGGAUUCAGGAGAGUAUCUGUGUGUUGCUGAAAAUGAGAUGGGAGGAUGAUAUCUCUGAAAGUACAGGGUGAAAUGUUUAUCGUUAUCACUGCUUUUUGAUAUUUGUGUUACAACUAUUACAUUCGUAAUCAGUUUAACAAGCAGGUUAAUCAGUAAUCAGUUUAAUCCACCACUGUUAAUAUUUGUGCUGCAGUUGCAGGCGGUUACUCUCACUGGGAGCAGUGGGAGCCAUGCAGUGUCACAUGUGGGCAUGGCCUCCAACAGUGAAUCAGAUUUGCAACAACCCAAAACCAACCAAAGGGGGAGCAGCAUGUGAGGGUUCAGAUGUUGAGUCCAGGCAGUGCCAGACAUCCUUAUGUUCAGGUUAUUUAUUUGUUUGUUUAAAAAAAAACCGUAAUAAAUUAAACAAAUAGAAAAAAUUACAGUCAUAUUCAUACAUACUCAUUCUCUCUGUAUCUUGCUCUUUGUCUGUCCUUGGUAUCUGUCUGUCUGUAGGAGACUCUCUCCGUAGGGCUCGUGCCAGUGUGAUCGGGAUGGUGAAUGAUUGUGAGUUUGGUGUGUCUUUCCUUGUAGUGAACAUCAGUGAGAACUCAGAGCAGAUGCAGCAUACUGGAGGUUCACAUGGAGAACGUUCC